Molecule: messenger RNA, 561 nt
Organism: Brachypodium distachyon (stiff brome)
Lineage: Eukaryota; Viridiplantae; Streptophyta; Magnoliopsida; Poales; Poaceae
Product: zinc finger MYM-type protein 5-like
Exons: 2
Coding region: 1-561 (186 amino acids)
Source: RefSeq, a predicted model, not a curated record
AUGGCAUUUAGAAAGUAUGAAUCUGGUGCCCAAAAGCAUAAGAAAAAAGAAAGAGAACAAGGUUUGAUUCAAUCUCAUAAGUGGCCUAUGGAUAGGUUUAUUGUAAAAGAAACACAAGUGUCCUCAACCUCGGUUAAUCAGUCCGUUGAUCCUUCUAUCCUUACAAUUGAUAAUAAUGGCCCUGCUUGCACUGAUCCUAGAGAUGGCCAGACAGAAAUAAUAGAAGAUAAUGAUGAGGCAGAGGAAGUUCAUAUUGAUGAUAACUUGAAUACUUCACAUGCUGCGGAUGUUAAUGAUUCUUUUCAGCCUGAUAUAUUUGAUCCAAGAUAUUGGGAUUCUCUUGAUCCUAAGCAGAUUGACAUUUUAGUACAGAAGGGCCCAAAAAGAGACUUAUCAAUUAAGAAAGGUCCUAAGGAUAAUUAUUCUAGAAGGUCUUCUGCACCAUUCUAUACAAGAUUUCUAUCAAAUGGUGAGCAAUGUGAUAGGGAUUGGCUUGUCUAUUCUAAGGAACUCAAUAGAGUCUUUUGGGGAUUAGGGAAGGUCACUGAGAUUGAGAAGUAG